Brassica rapa (field mustard) is the source of this 4821-nucleotide messenger RNA. RefSeq lists its product as uncharacterized. NCBI's taxonomy places the organism in Eukaryota, Viridiplantae, Streptophyta, Magnoliopsida, Brassicales, Brassicaceae. The record is from RefSeq and is a predicted model, not a curated record.
GAUUUGUUAAAAAAAAAUAAGCCAGAUGGAGAGCAUUUUUGUAAACUUGAGCAUGUUUGAGAAUCCUAAGCCAAACAAGCAAGUAAAAAUGGGUUUUUACUUUUUAUCCAUCACCACUAUCAUGCACGUGAAGAAGAUAAAAAGUUAAAAAAAAAAGUAGAACAAAUCAAUACUCUACUACUAUAUACUGCAACAACUUCGUCAUCAUCAACCAUUUCAGUCCGCGAGUGAAAGGAAAGCCUUUGAUCAAUCUCUCGCAUUCGCCUCUCCAUACUUGCUUGCUAGAUUCUCUCUCUCUCUUUCUCGAUUCUAAUUGAUUCACGCUCCUUUUCUAUCUUUAGAAUAAUAGCCUUUCGUCCCUCCCUCCCUCCCUUCCUAGGGUUUUCUCAUUCCUUCUCCUUCAAUUCGAUUUCGCCUCUGCGAUUUCUUAAUUCCGCCCUAUUUCUCUCGUACACAAUCGAUUCGAUUCUUGGAUUCAAAGGUCAAUUCGGCUCAUAGCGGUUAGAUUUGUGGUUGCUUCAUAGCAAUCGUAACGGUUUUGGGCAGAGAGUCUUUGAACUGUGACGCGGGAGAGAUUUGCAUGGGUGAGAAUGGAUCAUCGGCGCCGAAUGGCUUGUUUCCGAACGGGCUAUUGCCGGGGAAGGCUGCGUCUGUGACACGUCCCCUCGAUGCGGAGAGAUGGGCCAAGGCCGAGGAUAGAACCGCUAAGCUCAUUGCUUGUAUCCAGCCCAAUCCUCCUUCAGAAGAUCGACGAAACGCGGUUGCUAGAUACGUGCGGAGGCUUAUCAUGGAGUGCUUCCCUCUUCAGGUUGAGAUCUUUACUUUUGGAUCGGUGCCACUGAAGACUUAUCUGCCGGAUGGAGAUAUUGAUUUGACUGCCUUCAGCACUAACCAAAGCCUGAAGGACUCCUGGGCUAAUUUGGUUCGUGAUAUGCUUGAGAAGGAAGAGAGGAAUGAGAAUGCUGAGUUCCGUGUUAAAGAAGUCCAGUAUAUUCAGGCUGAAGUAAAGUUGAUUAAGUGUCUGGUGGAGAACAUUGUUGUGGAUAUUUCUUUCAAUCAGAUUGGAGGUUUGUGUACACUAUGCUUCCUUGAGGAGGCUGAUCUCUUUAUAAACCAGAACCAUUUGUUCAAGCGUAGUAUCAUAUUGAUCAAAGCCUGGUGUUAUUACGAGAGCCGUAUAUUGGGGGCUCACCAUGGGCUUAUUUCAACAUAUGCCCUCGAAACCUUGGUUCUUUACAUCUUUCACGUUUUCGACAACUCGUUUUCUGGACCCCUCGAGGUUCUCUAUCGUUUUCUUGAGUUCUUUAGUAAGUUCGACUGGCAGAAUUUUUGUAUUAGCCUCUGGGGUCCUGUUCCAGUUAGUUCACUACCAGAUGUAACAGCGGAGCCUCCUCGAAAAGAUGUUGGAGAGUUACGAAAGAGCGAAGCGUUUCUGAAAGAGUUUAGUAGAGCUUAUGCAGUUAACCCUGUUGCUCAAGAGACACAGGGGCAUCCUUUUGUUGCCAAACACUUCAAUGUUAUAGACCCUUUGCGUGAGAACAACAACCUUGGACGCAGUGUCAGUAAAGGUAACUUCUUUAGGAUACGAAGUGCAUUUACUCUUGGUGCCAAGAAGUUGGCUAGGUUACUUGAAUGCCCUAAGGAGAAUUUGAUCCAUGAGGUUAACCAAUUUUUUAUGAAUACAUGGGAAAGACAUGGCAGUGGUCGUCGUCCUGAUGCUCCUGGAAAUGAUCUAUGGUUAUCAAGACUGGGAGAUCCUGAGCCUUGUCUUCAAGCUGACAAUGUUAGUAAUUCUUCAAGCAGCUACAGAGACCAAAAUUCCGCCCCUCGCAAUGUACCCUCUCGACAGAACAACGGUGGAACUGAAGUUAUAUCUAAAGCAACAUAUCAUGCCCAAAAAAACAGUGGCAACUCUUACCAACUUACUCAGGAAGUUCGUUCUAAUCAAAAUGCUUCAAAUGGUAAACUUCAGCAAACUGUUAAGCCAGAAAUAAUGGUGAAUAAUUUUCAUGGAAGGCAUCUCUUUGCCAGGACGCGGUCUAGCCCUGAGCUUACUGAGACAUAUGGUGAAGCUCUUUUGCCAUCACGGCGUAGUAGAGCCCCAGAAGCUGGAAAACGCCAAACUAAUUCCACGAGGGUUGAUAGUAUCAGGGAAAAAGGUCUAGAGUCUGAGAGUUUGUCAAGCAGUAUCAGAAAUGAGGCCGACUCAUCUUCAGUUAGGCAUACACCAUCCCCUCGAAGUCCUGAUAGUACUGUUGACAUGAGUAGUGCAGUGAACAGUUAUUGUGAUGAUUUAGGCUCAGUUUCCGUGAAUGAAGGUUUCUCGGCCGCAGGGGAAUAUGGUAUGCAACAGGAAGAGCAAGAUCUUGUCAACUCGAUGGCAUAUGUUGCAGGGCAAGGUUUCAAUGGACACUUCCCUUUUCCUUUUAAUUUUUCUACGGGCCCCCACUUACCGUUUCCAGUUACACCUGCCAUCUUAGCUUCAAUGGGAUAUGGUCACAGGAAUGUGCCUGGUAUUAUUCCUUCUAACCUUCCUUUCAUGGAGACACCUUGGAGUGCCAAUAUGCAAUUCCCGCAAAACUUUGUGUCUCCACCAUUUCCCCAUUAUUUUCCGAGUGGAUCCCAUCCAAUGUCAGAAAAGCUGAGCAAAGCUGGUAAUGAAGAGAUGGGGUCUCCAGAAGUGAACGUCGAAGAGUCUGACCAUGAUCACUGGUACGAGCAAGAAAGGGGAACUCCUAGUUUUAGACUUGAAAAUGGAAUGCAUCAGGCAAAUGAUAAACAUCAUUCAUCUUCUGCAGAGCACAGUUUCGUACCCUCAAGUCGUAAAAUACGGUCAACAAGGGGAGAUGAUUUAGAAAAUUCCCACUCUCCAGUCAGAGGCAGUCAGAUUCAGAAUGAGGAGAGAAAUGCAGGCUCUAGAUCUGUUUCUUGUGCUAGUUCCGUUAGAAGCAGGACUUCAUCUGAAAGCUCUUGGGAUGGAUCAACUACAAAGGGCUCAAAGCCAGCUAGGGAUAAACGGAAUAGGAAAGCAGUUUCUGGAGCUGCGUCUGCACUGUAUGGAAAAGGCAAGAGCGUUCCUGGACACUCAGUCCAGGUUGAAGGUGAUAACAGAGAGUGGAUUCCUGUAUCAAGCAAAGAAAUAACCGAAAGGGAUCUGGGCCCUUGUCCUACUGUUGCGUCAUUUCAACUACAAAGGAAUCACGUUCAUGGUCAUGAACUAGCUAAGACAAGUGGAUCAGAGUCCACAGUGUCUCUUGCUCCAUUCAUCCUUGGCCAUGGCAUGCAACGAAAAGAGGCUUAUGGUUCUGGAUAUACUUUUGUUCCCACUGGGCCACCUGUUCCAUUCUUUGCAAUGCUUCCAAUGCACAACUAUCAAGCUGGUGGUAAUGCGACAUCAGAUACGUUGGCGAGCCACCUCAGUGUGGAUGAGGUAGUAGAGAAUCAUGACCCCUGUAAAAGUUUUGACUCGUUCAGGGGACUUGAUCUGUCUGAGAUAAAUGUGUCUUCGCACUCCACCGGAGUUGGCUCGUAUGUAGAACCAAGGGAGCACAAAAAUGAUAUUCUCAAUGGAGAUAUUAUGAGUCAUUGGCAAAGUUUGCAGUAUGGCCGCUCUUGCCAGAGUUUUCAACAUCCGCCGGUGUUGUACCCUCCUUCUGUUUUAGUGCCGCCUGCUUAUCUCCAGGGGCGUUUACCAUGGGAUGGUCCUGGAAGAUCUCUUGCUUACACCAAUGCAGUCAAUCAGCUCAUGAUGACCUACGGACCCCGUCUUGUACCCGUUGCUCCUGUUUCGACCAGGCCACCUAACAUUUAUCCUCGUUAUGCUAAUGAAACUCCCAGAUAUCGAAGUGGGACGGGGACAUAUUUUCCAAAUCCUAUUUCCCCUAGGGAGCAGCGGCCUGCAUCUGGCAUGAGGCGAGGGAAUUAUGGACAUGACAGAAACGACCAUCACAGCGACAGAGAAGGCAACUGGAAUGCUGGUACAAAGGCACGGGGUUCUGGACGUAGUAGCCACAACAAUCGUAACCAAGUUGAUAAUAAGCCAAGGCAAGAUCGAUCUGAUAGGCAAUGGGGGUCAUCGUAUAGGCAUGAAUCAUCCUCGUAUUCUUCUCACCAUUCUCAAAACGGUACUAUCCGCUCAAAUAAUUCGCAAGAUGCUCCCGGGAAUGUUGUUUAUAGCGUAUACCGACUGCCACCGAGCAUGACGCAGAACAGUGUGACGUCUCCAGAGGGACAACACAACCCUCCAUCUGCCAUGAUGUUUUAUCCAUAUGAUCAUAACUCUGUGGACGAAGCGCCACAUCUUAAUGGCGGAAACCAUUCAGCUGGUGGUGGUGGGGGAUUUGAAGAUCAGCCAAGGUAUCGUGGUUCUCAUAUGUCUUCACCUGAUGAUCCUUCCUCGCCUCGUUUCCCCAGGGGAAAAUAACAUCAAUGGGGCUGGAAUAAACACAAGAACUUGGAAGAAACAGUGUGAUCACAUCACUAGGGAUCUUUGGAAAUCAAAAGAAGGCAAAGAGCUGUGAAGCCGUGAAAAGAAGAGUAAAGACAGGAACUGAUCUACCUCAGACCAAUCUGGAAUUGGUUCAAGCAACAAAGAGAGAAGCCAAGUAAAGACGGAUGGGUAAGCAUCACUCAGCGAGCCAACCUAGUUUAAAAAGACGCAGCAAGCUGGCUUUUCACUCUUCCAAUAGAAAAUGUAGCCUUUGUGCCCACAUAGAUGAACUAUUAGAAUUCAGGGCUUAUCGUUAAUCAUGUUUCUAUAAAACAUUCAAGAAAUAAUGUGUCUACUUUCUUUUAGAAAAAAAAAAUCGUAUUAUAACUGAA